Pangasianodon hypophthalmus (striped catfish) is the source of this 1325-nucleotide messenger RNA. It is a transcript of the gene ccdc25, whose product is annotated as coiled-coil domain containing 25. The record is from RefSeq and is a predicted model, not a curated record. Bases 143 to 766 code for a protein of 207 amino acids. The transcript is spliced from 9 exons. NCBI's taxonomy places the organism in Eukaryota, Metazoa, Chordata, Actinopteri, Siluriformes, Pangasiidae.
UCUUUGAUUCGCUUCCGGUGUCAGUUUUGUCAGUGCUCCUAGCACGCUAGUUACUAGGUAAUGUUGACCGCCUGCGUUCACUGUUUAUUUUCACACCUGUCUCUUCUUUAAUCUGAGGGUGUUUUCUUCAAGCGCCAUAAACAUGGUUUUCUACUUCACCAGCGCAGUUGUCACACCACCCUAUACCAUCUACAUGGGGAAAGACAAAUAUGAAAACGAGGAUCUCAUAAAAUACGGAUGGCCUGAGGACAUUUGGUUUCAUGUGGAUAAACUCUCCUCGGCACACGUAUACCUGAGAAUGCCCAAGGGAAAGAUGAUAGACGACAUACCCAAAGAGGUUCUGAUCGAUUGUGCACAGCUCGUAAAGAACAACAGUAUUCAAGGCUGCAAAAUGAACAACAUCAAUGUUGUUUACACGCCAUGGGGCAACCUGAAGAAAACCGGAGACAUGGACGUGGGUCAGAUUGGCUUUCACCGUCAGAAAGAGGUGAGAACUGUGGCGGUAGAAAAGAAAAUCAACGAAAUCGUCAAUCGGUUGGAGAAGACGAAGGAGGAGAAGUACCCCGAUCUCGCAGCAGAGAAAGAGUCCCGAGACAGAGAGGACCGGAACGAGAAAAAGGCUCAGAUUCAGGAGGUGAAGAAAAGGGAAAAGGAAGAAAUGAAGAGGAAAAAGGAGCAGGAGGAGCUGAGGAAUUAUUCUUCACUUAUGAAGAGCGAAAACAUGACCACAAACGAGGAUGGAAACGAUUCUGACGAUUUUAUGUAACUGGAAAUAAAGAUUUGCAAUGCAGACCUGACAUCUUAAACCGUGCGCAUGCUCAGAGGAACGCCACUGUGUGUGCUGUAAUGGAGGAACUUGCUUGCUGUGCAUCGUAAACACUACCUGUGCCAAUAAAGCAUUCUGCCUGGACCAUAUUGGAGCAAAUUUACCUAUGGCUCCUUAAAAAACACCAAACAAGAAAAAAAGCAACAUCUGAUGUGUUGGGGCUUCAUGAAGCGAGGAUUUUUUUCUGGGUAUCUUUGUUGAUUUUUCUACAGUGCAAAUUUUUAUUUUCAGUAUGUGCUUUGGAGGGAUGGAAUGGCAUUGUUUUAUUAUUCCUUAACUGAUUCUCUAUCAGUGAUGCAUUUCUUUCCAGAUUUUUCCAGAUCAGGGCUUGGAUGGAUUGUGUAGUUUCAUGUGCUGUAAAUCCUGGCUCAGUUCUUUUCUUUAGGCGUGAUGAGAGCCAGAUGCUACUACAAGCCCAUUGACUCUGCGAUGCAUGGCAUAUAUGCUAGCCCUGGUUCAUUUCUUGUUUGGAUGCAAGACAAUAAAUCUUAAAAAAACA